AGUAGUUGUACAUACCACAUAUCAUAUUGUACCUUGUUCUUCUUUUGUCCCCCACCACCUCCAUGAAUGAUACCCAAGAAAAUAUUUGUAUUUGAAUAUCUAGUCUAUUUGUUUGUAUAAAAUGAGGCCACAUAUAAAUUUUUAUUUCGUUUAUUAGUAAUCCGGCUUAAAAAGCUAUACAAAAGAAAAUGGAUCGGCCCACAUAAGAUAACCCACCAAAGAGGCUCUCAUUUUAUCUUAAUCUUUAAACUUGGAAUUUGAGGCCAUCCAUUUCUCUUAAAACUUCUAUCUUCUUUAGAAUACGAAAUUCCUCAGAAAAAUCAGGGGAAAAAGAUGCCAACGUUGAAUCUCUUCACCAACAUCCCAAUAGACCCAGUGAUAGCCUCCGACAUUCUCAAAGAUGCCACUAAAGCUGUCGCAAAGAUAAUCGGCAAGCCUGAGUCAUAUGUUAUGAUUUUGUUGAAUGGUGGUGUGCCAAUAGCAUUUGGUGGCACCGAAGAGCCAGCUGCAUAUGGUGAAGUGAUUUCAAUUGGAGGACUUAAUUCAACUGUUAAUGGAAAGUUGAGUUCAACGAUUGCAGAAAUUCUUGAAACAAAACUUUCUAUAAAUAGUUCACGUUUUUAUAUCAAAUUUUACGAUGUUGAGCGAUCGUUUUUUGGGUUUAAUGGAUCGACAUUUUAAGUGGAACGUGAAUAAAAGGAUUAUAUUUGUGGAACUUGUCUUUGGACAAAAUUUAUCAUUAUUAUUAAUGUUGUAAGAUAGUGUUGUAAUUUAUUAUUAUUGUUCUUGUUUAUUUUACUCUUCCUAGUGAACUUUUUGUUUAAUUAAGCCAUGGAGAAAAUAUGAGAAUCUAUAUUCUGGUCUUUGAGUUCUUAAAUUUGUGUAUUGAAGAUGGUUUUUAGAUUUACAAAUGAACAAAAUGGAAGUAUCUAUAUAUGUGUGUUUUUGGAAAAUAA
Messenger RNA from Lactuca saligna, 956 nucleotides. The record is from the annotation of a GenBank genome assembly. Lineage: Eukaryota; Viridiplantae; Streptophyta; Magnoliopsida; Asterales; Asteraceae.